AUCUCGGAAUGGAUUCUGUUGAUUGCUGCAUAUGUCCUCGUGGGCUUGAGAAUGUAUACUCGCUUGCUUGUGCAAAGACAAAAGUUGAGGUUGUCCGAGUACAUUCUUUUGUUUUCGGCUUUGAUUGGGUUGGGAUUUAUCAUCUGCGACUUGGAGUUAUGGAUGAUUGGGAGUCCUCGGUCACGUUGUCCAAGAUCUCGUUUACAUCCAACUACUUCUACGAUUUUGGCAUGGUGANNGGCUUCCCCAAAUUGAGCAUGCUGGCAUUUUAUUGGGGCGUAUUCCCUGCCGACAGACCCAUACUGCGCAAGGCCAUGUACGUGAUUAUUGCCUAUGUGUGCUCUGCCUACAUGACCGUUCUCUGGACAGACACUUUCUACUGCGGCACCCCAGUCUCUGUCCAAUGGAGCCAGGAAGAAGGUGCCUGCAGUGUGUUCUACGCAGAAACACCAUUCUACUUUAACUUUUCCGUCAACCUUUCAUCCUACAUUUUCAUCUAUGGUCUUCCUCUCUUCUUACUCAAGGGAAUGAGCAAGGAACACAAAACCGCCAUUUACUUUACCUUUUCCUUGGGCAUCGUGCCAGCGUUGACGACUUUGAUCCGCUUCGUCACGUUGAAUACUGAUUCGAACGAACCUAAUUUGGUUUAUAUCUUGAGUAUGGUUGAGAUGGCUACGGCUAUUGCUGCGGUCUCGGUGCCCGGAUUGAAGCCGUUGCUGGAUAGACGUGGUGCGACUGCUGAUGAACCUUCGUUUGUUAGUGGAGAGGUCGUCAGGGAGAACAAGCAUGGUGACGAGGUU
This is a messenger RNA of Aureobasidium uvarum, 800 nucleotides long. The record is from the annotation of a GenBank genome assembly. Lineage: Eukaryota; Fungi; Ascomycota; Dothideomycetes; Dothideales; Saccotheciaceae.